AUGUCUGUAGAAUCUGCUUUUCGUGAGCAGAUCAUCACCGAGCGUCUAGUUAUUCCGCCUGACUGUGUGCACGACGUUGCUAGUUAUGUGACUGCGGUUUUAAAUCGACGUUUGCUCGUCUGUACAAGUAAGUUCAACGGAGUUCUGGUUUGCUACAGAGCAAUCAAGUUGAUUGAGAGAGCAGGAGCUAUUGUGGAUGAGCAACCAUAUGUACAUGGCAAGAUCAGAUAUACGGCUACUGUAUUUAGACCAGUGCGGGGGACAGUAUUGGAGGGUGUGGUGACAAAGAUAAGUGAGGAUCACGUGGCAUGUCUUGUUUACGAUUGUUUCAAUGCUGCUAUUCUUCACUCAAGACACCAAGAUCAGACAAGAAACGGAUGGCGAGGAUUUUCUCUGUCAGUCAGCGAUCGUGUAACAUUUAGUGUAACAACCGUCGAUCACGCACACGGAGUGAUGAGCAUCAGAGGGAAAUUACUAGACACGACAGAGAAGAAAGAAGACAGAGACGUAUGUGAAACAGAGAAAGAUGCAUCGAUACAUUCAGUUGAUGGAAACACAAGCCAGUCAGACACUCCGAGUAGGUGUGGCAGUUUGAAGAAAUCGAAGAACAAAAAGCGGUCAAAGCUCAAUAGAACGACAAUGGAGACUGAGUUAUUAGAAACGCCAGCACGUAAAGGAGAUGAAGCCGACGACGUAGUUCAAGAGAGAACAAACUGCAGUGUGCAGAAUGAAGAGAGCAGCGACAUGCAUACGUCUAAACAAGGAAAGAACAAAAAUGCUGCAACAAAUGAUAUACACAAAGGAGAGACGGUUGAGGAACGAAGCAUAUCCAAAGCAAAGUCUGUCUGGGCUGGACUUUCUAAACACAAGGGUUCAUCGUCUAGUGUGCCAGUUGCUUUGUCAGUCAAAUCUAUUGGAGACCGUGUGUCCCAUGUGUCGUCGUCGUCACCCAAGAAGCUAAAGAAAAAACUAAAGCGUGCCGGUAGUGAAGGUACUGCUUCUAAGAAUCGUAAACGAAAGUUGACUGCAGGUGAAGUCAGUAAUGAAACUACAUCUGACGAGAGGGGUAUUACACAAGAUGUGACGUCGAUGACGUCAUCCGCUAGUCAGAAUCCAGAAAAGAAAAAGAAAUGGAAAUAAAGUCGUUAGUUGUUUUGAGUAUAAAUUUUGAGUUUUUCUAAGCAUAAUAAUAUAAUAUCAAUAAAUAUUUCAAUGCAUUGCAAGGUUGUCACGUGCGUAUGCG
Corticium candelabrum is the source of this 1243-nucleotide messenger RNA. Its product is annotated as DNA-directed RNA polymerase I subunit RPA43-like. Bases 1 to 1140 code for a protein of 379 amino acids. The transcript has 2 exons. Gene Ontology annotation, biological process: DNA-templated transcription initiation. Lineage: Eukaryota; Metazoa; Porifera; Homoscleromorpha; Homosclerophorida; Plakinidae. Gene Ontology annotation, cellular component: RNA polymerase I complex. The record is from RefSeq and is a predicted model, not a curated record.